Colletotrichum higginsianum IMI 349063 is the source of this 2487-nucleotide messenger RNA. RefSeq lists its product as uncharacterized. NCBI's taxonomy places the organism in Eukaryota, Fungi, Ascomycota, Sordariomycetes, Glomerellales, Glomerellaceae. The transcript has a single exon. The coding region runs from base 1 to 2487 and encodes 828 amino acids. The record is from RefSeq and is a predicted model, not a curated record.
AUGAACUGGACCGAAGGAGCUUUGGCUCGUCAUUUACGGGGCAAAGGCUUCAAGCCGGAGAUCGCCAAGCAGAAGCAGUACUUUGCAAAGACUCGACCAGGACCUAGGGAUGCCUCGAAGCCCACUGCCUCCAUUCCCUUUCUCUCCAGGCCAUCCAGCUUGCCCAAGGCGCUUCCCGAGAAACAGUCUCCAAGAGCUUUGAUACAAAGCUCGCCGUAUUUUCAGCGCCGGCAGAGCCAGCAUGUCGAAGCCCAGGAGCGUCGUUCUGGACAUUCGCUCCAUCAGCGCCUGCGCGAUGAUGGGUUGUCCACGGCGAACCGCGACUUUCCAAAGUCUCACAUGUCGAAUGGCAAAAGAAGACAUACCACGGGCAGAGAGGAAACUUUGGACACCAAGAGACGCCGUUUGCUACAGAAGGGCGACUGGGUCGGCAUCAACGUACAAAAACCAAUGCCUCUCCAGUUCUCGGCCCGUGGUAACUCGGCUGGGGGUCAGAUCUGGGGCUAUCGCAACAAACACAGAGCUGGGCAACCUGCCCCUUUCUUCGAGAAGUUGAAGCACAGCAGAAAAAAUGCACUGAGAGGGCAUGGUACUAGUCACAGCAGCACCCAGGGCGGAGACAGAGUUGUUAGGAUCAGGAUCGGCAGCGAGGGUGUUCGAUUCGGCGCCGGAUGCCAAGCCUCUACCAGGAGUUCGCACCAAAAUUCUCCCCGAACCGUUACCCAGUCAAACGGCUUGCAGCAGUCAAUCUAUUUCAUGGAAUCCUCGUCUCCGCAUCACCACGCCUUUUCGAGUUCUAUCGAGGAUAGGGAACGGACAAGUCAGACGAAGAAAUCUACGUGGCAGAUUCGCCGUGGGAGAGAUGGCACAACCUACGACGAUAUUGCAAGCCGUGCCUCACCAUCUAUGUUACAUGGUCAGCAGGGCAGACUUGAGAAUGACCAACGAGCUGGCCAACCACUAGUUGUCGAAUCUUCUCCGGUUGUCGUUCAUCACCCGGUUCCCCAACGACUCAGUCAGCUGGUCUUGUCAACCAGGCGAGGAACGCCAAAAUCAGACGCAUUUGGAAGCACCGUCGCCGAAGUCAGCUACAAUCCGUUGCCCGCCGUGGCCCCCUCAGAAUUGAGUGAGAAUGAACGAUGGCACGACAUGUUGGCUUCUUCCGGGCACCGAGAAGAAACUCCCAAAGACCUAGGCCACAGCAGAGCAGUCGCAACUGAAAAUAUCAGUCCCGGAGCCAGCAAUUUCCCUGGUCCCAGCAGCCCAUCAGCUCACCAGCCAAGUUCUGGGUACUCUACGAUUCGAGCGUCUUUGAAUGUCCAAACAAGAACGCCCAGCGGUUCUGAGAUGACGCAUGCAGGCACAUGGCCGAACAACCACGAGCCUUAUGAGGAACUUGGUAACGGCGGAAGUCUGCCAAGACACACACCUGUGGCGUUGCUGUUCUCCUCGCCACUUUCACUGGUCAACACGUCUCCGUCAUUGGACAACUCAGCCGUGAAUGACCUUGAACGCGGUAUUAGCACCAGUCAGGGAAAGACACACACGACUGAGGAAGCUGUCUUACGGAACUUGUGCGACAAUGCAAUGCAACGCCCUUCGUUACUGACACACUCAGACAACAGAGAAGAACACGGUUUCGGCCAGCAAGUUCGAGAGGCACAUCCUAGGGAUGAUGUGAAAGAGGCCGAUGCCCUCGGCUUCGUGUUCAAAACUUCGGAAAUAAAAACAGACCGAAAUACAUCAGAUCCAGAACCAGCAGCGGCAUGUGUGGAUGCAGACUGGAUGAACUUCAUAUUUGGCGAACGCGAUGAGGAAGCCCAAGAUGCGUUGUUUCGAGAGGCGAGACGGGAGGCAGCUCGGGAUCUACGUCCAUCAAGCAGCUCCUCUAGCAGCCAUUGCCCAAAUCUUUGGCCGCCUAGUCUUGAUCACGACACUGAAACCGUGGCUACCUGCGGAACGUUCGAUCGCGAAAACGACAAAGACAUUAUUCGACCUUCAUCGAGGCGCUCCUUUGUAUUUGAUCUCGAUCCUCCAGAUGAGAAUAUCUAUGAGGACCUCACAAGCUCUCUUCCAGAGACACGGAGUGCCGAUAUCACCCAUACAGAUAUUGAAGAGUCGGCCAUAGAUAAUAUCCAUGACUUAAUGGUUCCAGGGACGAGGGGUUCAAAUUAUACCAUUGCUGAUAUAGAUUCAGCCCCAGCGAUGGACUCCAUGUCAACAGUGGCACAACCUCCCGAGUCGGAAGUGGGCGAGACGCCCGGUCAAUAUUUUCGCUUCGCGAGACCAAAGACGUUCGUCGGCCGGCUAGCUAGUUCUUCAGUGCAUGACGCAGGCCCGAUCUUACCACUGAGUAUCCACCCCGAAUCCAAGAAAAGGGGCAGACCGAAGAGAAGAUCGAGAAAGAAGGCGAAGGACGGACGAGCUAAUAUCCGAGGGUUGCCAGACCAUGACGGUGACCCAAUUGAGGGGGGCUCAGAUGAGUAA